AGCCCAAGGGAGGAAAGGCUCCGUCCGCGUCGCAGGAGGCCAUCAGGAACCAGGUGAGGAAAGAGCUGAUGGCCGAGGCAGCUGCCAGCGAGAAGCGGCUCUCCGUGGAGGAAAAGGAGCAGGAGGAGGAAGGGGCAGCUGCUCCCUCUGUCUCAGGGGUUUAUUUCAUCUGCCCCUUGACUGGUACUGUUGUGAGGAAAGACCAGAAGGAAAAGCAGCUCCGAGAAGCCAUCCAGGCAUAUUUCUCCGUGGACCCGGUGGCUGCUUCCAUCAUGGAGAUCCACACCUUCAACAAGGAGCGGGAGAAGGUCCGGCUGUGCGUGGAGACCAUGGCCAAGUACCUGGAUAACAUCUAUCUCCAUCCAGAGGAGGAGAAAUACCGGAAAAUCAAACUGCAGAACAAGGUGUUUCAGGAAAGGAUAAGCUGCUUGGAAGGGACACAUAAAUUUUUCCAGGCUGUCGGGUUUGAGACAAAAACACUGCCUGUUCCAGGACAAGGCUGCUGGCUUUGGACUCGUCCCUCCUUUUGCCGAGACUGCUGGAGGUGGCUUUGGUUGGCUCUGCGCAGGGGCCGGGCCCUGCUGUCCCCUCCCAGCUCCAGACUCACAGGUGGCCCCACCGGCGGCUCCUCCCUGGGGCUGCCAACACCCAGCUGGAGCAGGGGCUGCCCGAGGUGUUCCCGAGGCGGUGGUGGAGCAGGGAUGAGGGGCUGGUAAGGCUGGAUGAGCAGCCUGAGCCUGGGGAGGGGGCUGGGUGUAGAGCUCAGCUUCCCGUUCUGCUUCUGUGUGCACUGUAACUCCUACUGGAGAGAAGCCAUUUGGAUAAAGUUACACUUAGUCCGAUUAAAUGGAAUUAUUUAAAGACUCAGUCCUGAUCCCAGUUGCUUGAGUUGCAUUGCUGUUGUAGGUUUGAGAUGCCAAACCAGUCUGUGCUGGGGCUGGCACUGGUGUUACUGGGGCAGCAUCACCCCUUUGUCCCUUCAGAGAGUGAACAGGGAACAGAAAAAACCUGAAAUUACAGACAAUCUUCUAAAGAAAUAACUGAUAACUCACCUGUCGUAUAAAGCUGAAAGCCCCAGCAAGUUUGUCCUGUGUGUCACCGAGUCUGAUGCCAGCUCAGUCCUUUAAUACCUCAAGCAGAGUUUUCCUGUGGGACAGAGCCCAGCUCUGAUGCAGACAAGAGACUGAGAAUCUAGCCCUGACCUGUCCAGCCUGUCCCAAAAUAAGAGAAACAAAGCAUUUUUCCCCUCUUCCAAAGGUAAAGCCCUGCUGCUGUUCUCUGGAGCAAGUAAGACCACAAACAGGAUGGUACAAGAGCAUAAAUUCAUAUAUAAUUGUACAUCAUUUAUACCCAAGGCCACGCUGUACAACAUUAUGAACAGUCAUUCCCCAGUGGCAUCACAAUAAGCUUAUUCCAAAAUCCCUCAGCUACUUUUAGAGAUAACUUAGAUACCUUCCAUUACAAAGAAGUAUCAAAAUUUCAAUAAUGCUUUAUUAAGGACAGAUUAAUAUGCAGUAUUUAAAAAAAAAAAAA
Molecule: messenger RNA, 1533 nt
Organism: Zonotrichia albicollis (white-throated sparrow)
Lineage: Eukaryota; Metazoa; Chordata; Aves; Passeriformes; Passerellidae
Source: RefSeq, a predicted model, not a curated record